CUCUGCCACUGCACCCAUUCCAUAUAUAGCUCCUGAGAACUGCCAUUUCCAGCUCUCUGCCUCCCUCCCUGCUCCAUUUCUGCUUCUGAAGCCUGUGCCCAGUUCUUGGCCGCUGCUGUGGUCUUUGGGCACCCACUACAGUACAACAGGAUGUCUGAGAAGCAGGAACAACCUCCAGUAGCCCAGAAUGGUGGAAAGGCUGAAAAUGCAGAGGAAUCUGCGGAGGCAGAAAAGCCGAAGGAACUGGAAGAAUUGCCACCCUUUGAAAUUGUCACAGGGGAACGGCUUCCAGCCUGCUUUUUCAAUUUCCAGUUCAAGAACGUCGAAUACAGUUCAGGAAGAAACAAGACUUUCCUAUGCUAUAUCAUAGAGAUUCAGGGCAAGGAGUCCAAAAAGUUACGGGGCUACUUGGAAGAUGAACAUGCAGCAGCCCAUGCAGAAGAUGCCUUCUUCAAUACUAUCUUGCCCAAGUGCGAGUCUGGCCUGUGCUACAAUGUCACCUGGUACUCCAGUUGUAGCCCCUGUAUAGGCUGUGCGGAUCGGAUAACUAAAGCACUUCAGAAGAAUAAGAACCUACAUCUCUCCAUGGCAAUAGGUCGUCUGUUCAUGUGGGAGGAACCUGACAUGCAAACCGCCUUGAAGAAACUGAAAACAGCUGGUUGUAAAUUGAGAAUCAUGAAACCUCAAGAUUUCGAGUACGUCUGGCAAAACUUUGUAGAGCAGGAGGAAGGAGCAGCAAAGGCAUUUACACCCUGGGAAGACAUUCAAGAGAACUUCCAAUUUUAUGAUGAAAAGCUUGCUGAAAUUUUGCACUGAGGAAAAAAAUGUGCCAACCCAUGGAGCAACAAGCAUGGUAUACUCUUAACAUUUGGGACUCUCAACUCAGUUUUCCAGAGCUGCUUUGAAAUAGGAAACACCAGAAGUCUCCAGCUGACACACUGCUAUGCUGAUAAGACUAAAAAUACAUGUAGAGAUCUGGUUUUUUUAAAUACAUAAACCUGCAGUGCUGUUAUUCACAUAGAA
This is a messenger RNA of Pseudonaja textilis, 1023 nucleotides long. The record is from RefSeq and is a predicted model, not a curated record. Lineage: Eukaryota; Metazoa; Chordata; Lepidosauria; Squamata; Elapidae.